Messenger RNA from Acanthochromis polyacanthus (spiny chromis), 1937 nucleotides. RefSeq lists its product as uncharacterized. The transcript is spliced from 3 exons. Lineage: Eukaryota; Metazoa; Chordata; Actinopteri; Pomacentridae. The record is from RefSeq and is a predicted model, not a curated record. The coding region runs from base 108 to 1631 and encodes 507 amino acids.
CACACACACACACACACAGCAGCAGCUCCUUUAUUUCAAACUACCAAUUAGAUACUUAUAGACAUUAUAGCGUCAGCAGCUCCUCCUCCUGCCAUCAGGUAGAGCUGAUGUUUCCUCUUCAUCAGGUAGAGCUGAUGUUUCCUCUCCAUCAGGUAGACCUGAUGUUUCCUCUUCAUCAGGUAGAGCUGAUGUUUCCUCUUCAUCAGGUAGAGCUGAUGUUUCCUCUUCAUCAGGUAGACCUGAUGUUUCCUCUCCAUCAGGUAGACCUGAUGUUUCCUCUCCAUCAGGUAGAGCUGAUGUUUCCUCUCCAUCAGGUAGAGCUGAUGUUUCCUCUUCAUCAGGUAGACCUGAUGUUUCCUCUCCAUCAGGUAGACCUGAUGUUUCCUCUCCAUCAGGUAGAGCUGAUGUUUCCUCUUCAUCAGGUAGACCUGAUGUUUCCUCUCCAUCAGGUAGACCUGAUGUUUCCUCUUCAUCAGGUAGACCUGAUGUUUCCUCUCCAUCAGGUAGACCUGAUGUUUCCUCUUCAUCAGGUAGACCUGAUGUUUCCUCUCCAUCAGGUAGACCUGAUGUUUCCUCUUCAUCAGGUAGAGCUGAUGUUUCCUCUUCAUCAGGUAGAGCUGAUGUUUCCUCUUCAUCAGGUAGACCUGAUGUUUCCUCUCCAUCAGGUAGACCUGAUGUUUCCUCUUCAUCAGGUAGAGCUGAUGUUUCCUCUUCAUCAGGUAGACCUGAUGUUUCCUCUUCAUCAGGUAGACCUGAUGUUUCCUCUCCAUCAGAUAGAGCUGAUGUUUCCUCUUCAUCAGGUGGAGCUGAUGUUUCCUCUCCAUCAGGUAGAGCUGAUGUUUCCUCUCCAUCAGGUAGAGCUGAUGUUUCCUCUUCAUCAGGUAGAGCUGAUGUUUCCUCUUCAUCAGGUAGACCUGAUGUUUCCUCUUCAUCAGGUAGAGCUGAUGUUUCCUCUUCAUCAGGUAGACCUGAUGUUUCCUCUCCAUCAGGUAGAGCUGAUGUUUCCUCUUCAUCAGGUAGACCUGAUGUUUCCUCUCCAUCAGGUAGAGCUGAUGUUUCCUCUUCAUCAGGUAGACCUGAUGUUUCCUCUCCAUCAGGUAGAGCUGAUGUUUCCUCUUCAUCAGGUAGAGCUGAUGUUUCCUCUCCAUCAGGUAGAGCUGAUGUUUCCUCUCCAUCAGGUAGAGCUGAUGUUUCCUCUUCAUCGGGUAGAGCUGAUGUUUCCUCUCCAUCGGGUAGAGCUGAUGUUUCCUCUUCAUCGGGUAGAGCUGAUGUUUCCUCUCCAUCGGGUAGAGCUGAUGUUUCCUCUCCAUCGGGUAGAGCUGAUGUUUCCUCUUCAUCGGGUAGACCUGAUGUUUCCUCUCCAUCAGGUAGAGCUGAUGUUUCCUCUUCAUCAGGUAGACCUGAUGUUUCCUCUCCAUCAGGUAGACCUGAUGUUUCCUCUUCAUCAGGUAGAGCUGAUGUUUCCUCUCCAUCAGGUAGAGCUGAUGUUUCCUCUUCAUCAGGUAGACCUGAUGUUUCCUCUUCAUCAGGUAGAGCUGAUGUUUCCUCUUCAUCAGGUAGAGCUGAUGUUUCCUCUUCAUCAGGUAGAGCUGAUGUUUCCUCUUCAUCAGGCUCCCUUUCCUAAAUGUUAACCUUAUCUCCAGCUGUAGUGUUCCCUAAAGUGGCAGUAUUCACAGGACAAGCAACAGGCUUAUUAAAACACUGAAAUGGUUUCAUUUAGCUUUGCUUUCUUUUUCUUAUUUUUUCUCCACUGACUGAUGUUGGGUCAUUAGAAGUUCUAGACUCAUGUCCCUCUUCUUCUAAGCCAGGGGUAUUCAGCUAAAAUUCAGAGAGGUCCAGUCAGCAAAGGUCCAGAACAUCAUAAUGUCUAACUUGAGUUACUGUGAUAUAUGCUGAUGUAACCUGGUAGUUUUAUUAGAGUCUGCCUGUAAUCAAAA